This is a messenger RNA of Coregonus clupeaformis (lake whitefish), 1102 nucleotides long. Its product is annotated as asparagine--tRNA ligase, cytoplasmic-like. Gene Ontology annotation, biological process: asparaginyl-tRNA aminoacylation. The coding region runs from base 1 to 1002 and encodes 333 amino acids. Gene Ontology annotation, molecular function: asparagine-tRNA ligase activity; ATP binding. Lineage: Eukaryota; Metazoa; Chordata; Actinopteri; Salmoniformes; Salmonidae. The record is from RefSeq and is a predicted model, not a curated record. The transcript is spliced from 2 exons. Gene Ontology annotation, cellular component: cytoplasm.
AUGUCAGUGGAGGCUCCUCAGAGAGCUGAUGUGGACGUUCAGCUCAACAACAGACACAUGAUGAUCCGUGGGGAGAACGUGUCCAAGAUCCUCCAGGUCCGCUCCACUGUCACACAGUGCUUCAGGGACCACUUCUUCAACCACGGAUACUGUGAGAUCACCCCGCCCACCCUGGUGCAGACCCAGGUGGAGGGAGGUUCCACCCUGUUCAACCUGAACUACUUCGGGGAGGAGGCGUUCCUCACCCAGUCCUCUCAGCUCUACCUGGAGACCUGCAUCCCUGCCCUGGGAGACACCUUCUGUAUCGCACAGUCCUACCGCGCUGAGCAGUCCCGCACCCGCAGGCAUCUGUCUGAGUACACUCAUAUAGAGGCAGAGUGCCCCUUCAUGACCUAUGAAGACCUUCUGAGCAGGCUGGAGGACCUGGUGUGUGAUGUGGUGGACAGAGUCCUGAAGUCUCCUGCUGCUCCUCUCCUCUACCAAGUCAACCCUGACUUCAAGCCCCCCAAGAGGCCCUUCAAGAGGAUGAACUACUCUGAUGCCAUCAUCUGGCUCAAGGAACACGACAUCAAAAAGGACGAUGGGACCUACUACGAGUUUGGAGAGGACAUCCCAGAGGCGCCAGAGAGGCUGAUGACUGAUGCCAUCGGUGAGACCAUCCUGCUGUGUCGCUUCCCAGCUGAGAUCAAGUCUUUCUACAUGCAGCGCUGUCCUGAGGACCGACGCCUCACUGAGUCGGUGGAUGUGCUGAUGCCUAACGUUGGAGAGAUUGUAGGAGGGUCUAUGAGGAUCUGGGAUGCUGAGGAACUGCUGGAGGGAUACAAGAGGGAAGGCAUUGACCCAACCCCUUACUACUGGUACACGGACCAGAGGAAGUAUGGGACCUGUCCCCAUGGCGGCUACGGACUGGGCCUGGAGAGGUUCCUGACCUGGCUGCUGAACAGACACCACAUCAGAGACGUGUGCCUCUACCCCCGUUUCAUUCAGCGCUGCCGACCCUAAACUACCAACUACCCACCAUGCCCCCUGUCUGCAGCUAGAUUGCACUGCAACAGACCAAGGGUACAUCCCAAGUGGCACCCUAUUCCCUGUAUAGUGCACU